This is a messenger RNA of Pelagomonas calceolata, 952 nucleotides long. Lineage: Eukaryota; Pelagophyceae; Pelagomonadales; Pelagomonadaceae. The record is from the annotation of a GenBank genome assembly.
CGUAGACCUCGGGCCAGCGUGGGUAUUAAAACGCGCCAGACAGGGGGAAUCCACGGCGCGUUAGAGCAUGGCGCUCAAACGAAUUAAUAAAGAGCUACAGGUGCUCAUGCCAGCGUAGAAAAAUUGGAGGACGGCGCGCGUGCUGGGGCAAAAAAGGAGUAGCGCGAAGGAGGCCUCCCGGGCCGGAGGCGAGGCGUGAGGCGCUGCGGCGCGCCGGCAACCGCUGCCGCCGGCGCGGCGCCACUUAUAAAAGAGAUUGGCCUGCUGCUCUCGCGGCCGCUUGCCUUCAUUGGCACAAACGCCCGAAAGACCAUUCCCGCCGCCACUUUCUCAAAAAGCCCCCGGGUGCCCCCGGACGCCAUCGCCGCGGCCCUGGACGACGGCCGAUACAUGCGCCGGGCCAUAGCCACCGCGCGAAGGGACGCGCCCACGCCCCCUCCCCGCCGAACCCGCCCGCCGUCGUAACGCGCCCCGUUAUCAACGCAGGACCUCGGCCGCGACCCGCCGGCGAACUGCAGCGCCGGCCCCGUCGGCGACGACCUCUUCCACUGGCAGGCGACGAUCAUGGGCCCCGAGGACAGCCCCUACAGCGGCGGCGUUUUCUUCCUCAAUAUUCACUUCCCCGCGGACUACCCCUUCAAGCCGCCCAAAGUGUCCUUCACGACGCGCAUCUACCACUGCAACAUCAACGCGAACGGCGGGAUUUGUCUGGACAUCCUGAAGGACCAGUGGUCGCCGGCGCUCACGAUCAGCAAGGUCCUGUUGUCGAUCUGCUCGCUGCUGACGGACCCGAACCCCGACGACCCGCUCGUGCCCGAGAUCGCGCAGAUCUUCCGCACGGACCGCGGCAAGCACGACGAGACCGCGCGGGAGUGGACGCACAAGUACGCCAUGUGAUCCUGCCCGUCGUCCAUUAGUAGUUCUCUCCCGUUAACCGAGAAGUGAUUUCAUA